Molecule: messenger RNA, 1651 nt
Organism: Cololabis saira (Pacific saury)
Lineage: Eukaryota; Metazoa; Chordata; Actinopteri; Beloniformes; Belonidae
Gene: trmu
Product: tRNA 5-methylaminomethyl-2-thiouridylate methyltransferase
Exons: 11
Coding region: 94-1344 (416 amino acids)
Biological process (GO): tRNA wobble position uridine thiolation
Cellular component (GO): mitochondrion
Molecular function (GO): sulfurtransferase activity
Source: RefSeq, a predicted model, not a curated record
ACACGUGUUGGAUGGAGAGCGGUUAGAUGAAAAUAUUUAUAUGUUACGCAAGAAAUAAAUGUUCUCGCUGCUAGUGUUUCCCCGGUAAACAGGAUGGGACUGAUAAGACACGUUGUGUGCGCCAUGUCGGGCGGGGUGGACAGCUCCGUGGCGGCGUUGUUACUGAAGAAACGAGGCUACGCGGUGACGGGGGUGUUCAUGAAGAACUGGGACUCCCUGGACGAGCAGGGCGUGUGCAGCUCGGAGAAGGACUGCGAGGACGCAUACCGGGUCUGCCAGGACCUCAACAUCUCCUUCCACCAGGUGUCCUACGUGAAGGAGUACUGGCACGAUGUGUUCAGUAAUCUGUUAAAGGAGUAUGAGAAGGGCAGGACGCCAAACCCUGACAUUCUAUGCAACAAACACAUCAAAUUUAACCACUUCCACAAGUAUGCCAUCAACAUUCUGGGUGCUGAUGCCAUGGCAACCGGCCAUUACGCCAGGACAUCACAGGAGGACGAAGAGGUUUUCCAGCAGUCACACACGGCCCCACCCACCACUCUUUUCAGAGAUCGAUUUGAAAUCAGGAAUCCCGUCAGGCUGUUCCAGGGUGCCGACCUCGUCAAAGACCAGACCUUCUUCCUCAGCCAGAUCUCGCAGGACGCCUUGCGACAAACCAUGUUCCCACUCGCUGGACUCACCAAAGAGUUUGUGAAAAAGAUUGCAGCCGAGGCAGGUUUCCACCAUGUGCUCAAGAAGAAGGAGAGCAUGGGUAUCUGCUUCAUUGGUGAGAGGAACUUUGAAAACUUCAUUUUAGAGUAUAUGGAGCCUAAACCGGGGAACUUUGUUUCCAUUGAGGACGGGACUGUGGUGGGGACACACAAAGGUUGGUUCACUAUGACUCUGGGCCAGGGGGCAAGGAUAGGAGGACAGAAAGACGCCUUGUUUGUGGUUGACAAAGACACCGUCACCGGAGACGUGUUUGUGGCUCCAACUACCAAUCACCCAGCUCUUUUCCGUGACACGGUUCGGACCGACCGCUUCCACUGGGUAGCGGUGGACCCCCCUCCAGAGCUGGUCAGGACCCAGAUGCUGGAGUGCCACUUCCGCUUCAUCCACCAGAUGCCCCUGAUUCCCUGCACCGUAACUCUGAACAUGGACGGCUCUGUGUGGAUUUCACUUUCCCAGCCGGUCCGAGCUCUAACACCUGGACAGUUCGCGGUGCUCUACAAAGGUGACGAGUGUCUGGGCAGCGGGAAGAUCAUCCAGCUGGGUCCCAGUGAAUACACGCUGCAGAAGGGCAGAGAGCAGUUUGUGGCACGUCUGCAGCACAAAGAGCAGCCGGGUCCUGACCCAGCCAGCUGAGAUGAGCUAAUCUGGCCCAGACUGGCUGCGUCAUGGCGGUCCAGGAGGAACGACGAUUCUGAGAAGGGCUCCGUGUUGACAGUAUUUUGAAAUUCUCCGUCUCAACUGUGUUUCCUCGGUAUUUUGCCUCCAGAUGAGGCAAGGAUACGGUUUGCUGUUGGAUGCACAGAUAAAGCCUCUGUACCAAAGCCGGUACGGUUUACUCAGUAACAGUAUCCCUCAUAUUGAGGGGAAAAAUAAACAAAAAACACAAAACCUUCAACCAUCUGACAUCAUAGAUCUGCUCCAACCUUAUUUUUAUUUUUUU